AGACGAAGGUAUUCGGUAUUCCAAAGUCCAAACACCCCCCACCCAAAAAAAAAAGAGGUUAGUGGAGAGUGGAGGAAGACAAUGUGCAUCGUCAUCGAAGUUUUGUAAGCGAGGCGAGUGAGGUGUAUGAGCUGAGUCAACUCAACUGAUAAAAAGUAGUAGUAACAUCACAUCACAAAACGACAAUCACCACCGCCGUGUGCUGAGAAGAAGAAGAAGGAGGAAAAGAAAGAAAUGCUGCCGCCGGAGCUGCAGCCUCGAUCAUUCCGCCCCUACAUAUCAAGCUCGAGCAGCGCUCCCUCAUUCUCCUUCUCCAAUUCCCAAUCCCAGCAAAGCUCGAACCCUAGCUCCACCGAAUCGAAUUCGUCAUCCCAGAGCCAUGGCAACCAGCGUGGUCACUCCGCUUCCCCUUCCACAUCCUCAUCCUCCAGAUCCAUCAAGAACCCCACCGGCUUCACCCACAACUACCGGAUCGCGAUGGCGCUGGUUCCCUCCGCCAUGUUCCUGCUGGACCUGGGCGGCGCCCCCGUGGCAUCCGUUCUGGUGGUGGGGCUGAUGAUCUCCUACAUCCUGGACUCCGUGGUGACCUCAAAGGUUCCCUCCUUCUUCGGCGUGUGGCUCACACUCAUAUUCUCCCAACUCUGCUUCUUCCUCUUCGCCUCGCCCUCACUCUUCGCCACCUUCAGUUCCUCCCUCCCUCUCACCCUCCUCUCCUCAUUCCUCUGCGCCCACACCACCUUCCUCGUCGGCGUCUGGUGCUCCCUCAACUUUCGCUUCCUCCCUCUCGAGAACCCUUCCAUCGCUCUCUCCCUCGAGCGCCUCCUCUUAGCCUCCGCCCCUAUCUCCGCCUCAUCCAUUUUCACCUGGGCCACUGUCUCCGCUGUCGGUAUCCGCAAUGCCGCCUACUACCUCGCCGCCUUCAACUCCCUCUUCUACUGGCUCUUCUCCAUUCCCCGCCUCUCCUCCUUCAAGACCACCCCCAGGGCCAGGUUCCAUGGCGGCGAAGUUCCUCAUGACAGCUACAUCCUCGGACCCCUCGAAAGCUGUGUCCACACCCUCUACCUUCUCUUCCUUCCGCUUGUCUUUCACCUUGGCUCGCACUACGCCCUCGUUUUCUCCUCUGCUGCUGCCUUCUGCGACCUCAUUCUCCUGUUCUUCCUGCCGUUUUUGUUUCAGCUCUAUGCCUCCACCAAGGGUGCUUUGUGGUGGGUCACCAAGAAUGAGAACCAGGUUCAUAGCAUAAGGGUCGUCAAUGGUGCUGUGGCUUUGGUGGCCGUUGUCGUUGCUUUGGAGGUUAGGGUGGUUUUCCACUCGUUUGGGAGGUACAUUCAGGUGCCCCCACCCUUGAAUUAUGUUCUGGUCACCAUCACUAUGCUUGGAGGGGCUGCUGCCGCUGGUUCCUAUGCCAUGGGGAUGGUCUCGGACGCCCUCAGCUCUGUGGCUUUUACCACCUCCGCCAUUGUGGUCAGCGCUGCCGGAGCUGUCGUCAUUGGGUUCCCAGUGUUGUUCCUUCCUCUGCCUGCAGUUGCCGGAUUUUAUUUGGCUCGAUUUUUUGAAAAGAAGAGCCUGCCAUCUUACUUUGCUUUUGUUGUUCUUGGGAGUUUAAUGGUUACAUGGUUUGUGCUUCACAACUUCUGGGAUUUAAAUAUUUGGCUAGCAGGCAUGUCCCUGAAAUCUUUCUGCAAACUUAUAAUAGCAAAUGCUGUCCUGGCAAUGGCUAUUCCUGGUUUAGCUCUUCUACCUUCGAAGUUAAAAUUUUUAUCCGAGAUUGGCUUGAUAAGCUAUGCAUUACUCUUAUGCUACAUCGAGAAUCGGUUCUUCAAUUACUCCAGCAUUUACUAUUAUGGGUUUGAGGAUGAGGUGAUGUAUCCUAGCUAUAUGGUUGUGAUGACAACUUUAUUGGGUUUGGGUUUGGUGAGAAGGCUACAUGUGGAUCAACGAAUCGGAGGAAAAGCAGUAUGGAUUUUGACUUGUCUUUAUUCUUCAAAGCUCGCCAUGUUGUUUAUUGCAUCAAAGUCUGUAGUAUGGGUAUCGGCUCUUCUAUUAUUAGCUGUUACCCCUCCAUUGCUUCUUUAUAGGGAUAGAUCAAAAACAGGUUCUAGGAUGAAAUCUUGGCAAGGUUAUGCGCAUGCCUUUGUGGUUGCCUUAUCUGUAUGGUUUUGUCGUGAAACGAUUUUUGAAGCACUUCAGUGGUGGAAUGGAAGGUCUCCUUCAGAUGGUUUAAUCCUGGGAUCAUGCAUUCUCUUGACUGGAUUGGCUUGUAUUCCCAUCGUCGCUGUUCAUUUCUCUCAUGUUUUGUCUGCCAAAAGAAGCCUAGUGCUGGUAGUGGCAACUGGUCUGCUUUUUAUUCUGAUGCAGCCCCCUCUCCCUUUGUCAUUGACUUACCAGUCAGACCUAAUCAAGACUGCCCGCCAUUCGGCUGAUGAUAUCUCAAUUUAUGGCUACAUGGCAGGGAAGCCUACCUGGCCUUCUUGGUUGCUUAUUAUUGCAAUUUUGCUCACGCUAGCAUCUGUUACAUCUAUCAUACCCAUUAAAUAUAUUGUUGAAUUAAGGACAUUUUAUUCCAUUGCAAUGGGGGUUGCCCUGGGAGUCUACAUUUCUGCUGAAUACUUUGUCUGGACAGGCAUUCUGCAUGUUCUCAUUGUGGUCACAAUGGUUUGUGCCUCUGUAUUUGUUGUCUUCACUCAUCUGCCCUCUGCCUCAAGCACAAAGCUUUUGCCCUGGGUAUUCGCUCUGCUUGUGGCUCUCUUUCCAGUUACUUAUCUUUUGGAGGGCCAACUGAGAAUUAAAAAUAUUCUUAAAGACACUGAAAUAGGAAAUUUGGGCGAGGAGGAGAGGAAUCUUACAACAUUGCUAGCCAUUGAGGGGGCCAGGACAUCUCUUCUUGGUUUGUAUGCGGCAAUCUUUAUGCUAAUAGCCUUGGAGAUAAAAUAUAAACUUGCUUCAAUUUUAAGGGAGAAGGCUAUUGAUAUAGGUGGCAUUAGACACAGCAAUUCCGGUCAAAGUGCAUCUGCUAGUUUCCUUCCAAGAAUGAGAUUCAUGCAGCAUCGCCGGGCUUCUACUGUUCCCUCCUUUACAAUUAAGAGGAUGGCUGCUGAUGGAUCCUGGAUGCCUGCCGUUGGCAAUGUUGCCACAAUUAUGUGUUUCGCUAUAUGCCUAGUCUUGAAUAUCAACCUUACCGGUGGUUCGAACCGUGCCAUAUUUUUCCUGGCUCCUAUCCUGCUGCUACUGAAUCAAGAUUCUGAUUUUGUUGCUGGUUUUGGGGAUAAACAUAGAUAUUUUCCUGUGGUUGCUGUUAUAUCUGUCUACUUCGUUUUGACAGCCCUCUACAGCAUAUGGGAAGAUGUCUGGCAUGGUAAUACAGGAUGGGGUCUUCAAAUCGGUGGGCCUGACUGGAUAUUUGUGGUAAAGAACUUGGCCCUCCUUGUUCUCACGUUCCCAAGUCAUAUACUGUUCAACAGGUAUGUAUGGAGCUUUACAAAGCAGAGUGAUUCACCCCCGUGGAUAACCUUACCCCUUAAUCUGCUCCCUAUUGCAUGUACAGAUAUUCUCAAGAUUAAGAUCUUGGGUAUAUUAGGAGUUAUAUAUUCCCUGGCUCAGUAUCUAAUCACUAGGCAACAGUAUAUUUCUGGCCUCAAGUACAUCUAAAUGAGAACGUAGUCUGUACGAUAGUCUUUUCUUUUAAUCUAGGUACACUCCUGCCUCUGCUUGUCAUGCCUAAAUUUGUGUGCUGAGGAAUACGUUGAAAUGCCUUAUUUUUGUUAUCGCCAAUGGUUGGUAGUUUAACAGAGGUUGAAAGAUAUGAAUUAGUUUUCUCUUCUGUCUUGAUGGUUUAAUGCCUUAUUUUGGUGUGUUUCUGAAAGAAUGUUGAUUUGGAAACUGGAACUGCUAGAAUUAGGAAUAUGGAUGUAAUUUGGGAUAGGAAAUAACGGAUUUAAUAAUGUACUAGAGAAAGAAUGCAACCAGGAAGAACAAGAGGUCUUUUUAAGACAUUUCACAUUUCGCAUAUUGGAUGAGUAUUAGUAUACUCUAUCUCGGAUAUUUGAAGAAGAUACAAAGAAAUGAAUAGCGUUAACAUUUGACAUUAGUAUACCCUAUCGUGGCAAUCCAUAAGGAUGUAUUUGUUUCCUAGGACUGGGACUAAGUUUUGUAUUUGGUGAAUAGAAAUUGAAAUUAAUUUUAAUCUUUUCAGCGCGCUUCUAAAAAAUGGGGACAUAGGAGCCUCCCUGACCCAGCCCAUAUUCCUCAUGUUCACCACCACUGUACUCAUCAUUCCACCCACAUCUCACCGCUACUUCUACAACACCUCUAUAUCCUUCACUUCACCACUGCAGCACCACCCCUAAUCCCUCACCUCACCGCUAUACCUACUCCCAUCAUGAUAUCUCACCACUGCCAUUCCACCUCAACAACAACAACUACAAUUAACAAGGAGAGGGAGCGGGAGACAUAGAUCUCGAUGACAAGGAGGGAGGCAAUGGAAAUGGCAAAGCAGAGGAGAUGCAAACACAGAUCUCGACUAUAAGGAGAGUCAGUGAUAGUGGCAAAAACAAAAGAGAGGCGGAUGGAGAGAGAGGUGGAGUCAAAAGUAGAGGCGAUUGGUGGGGAAGAAGGCUGCGUUGUUGCCGUCGGAGAGUGGAGGCUGGCCAGCAUGAGGUGAGGCUAAGCUUUAAGGAGUAGAGGGUGUCGUUUGUGACGUUAUGGGAGAAGCAACGAUGAGGCUGAGCUUUGAGGAUUGGGGUUUAUUUUAUUUUUAUUUUUUUAAUUAACAAGAGUAUUUAGGUCAUUUUACUUGUUUUAUUCUUCAUAUUUAUCUUAAAAAAAAAAUACUAAGGCAUAACUUA
Messenger RNA from Arachis stenosperma, 4844 nucleotides. RefSeq lists its product as uncharacterized. The coding region runs from base 235 to 3648 and encodes 1137 amino acids. NCBI's taxonomy places the organism in Eukaryota, Viridiplantae, Streptophyta, Magnoliopsida, Fabales, Fabaceae. The record is from RefSeq and is a predicted model, not a curated record. The transcript has 4 exons.